Messenger RNA from Syngnathus acus (greater pipefish), 2277 nucleotides. It is a transcript of the gene il17rel, whose product is annotated as interleukin 17 receptor E-like. The transcript has 18 exons. NCBI's taxonomy places the organism in Eukaryota, Metazoa, Chordata, Actinopteri, Syngnathiformes, Syngnathidae. The coding region runs from base 129 to 1664 and encodes 511 amino acids. The record is from RefSeq and is a predicted model, not a curated record. Gene Ontology annotation, molecular function: interleukin-17 receptor activity.
CUCCGCCCACUAUGAUAUAACCAAUUAUCACCAAUUCCCUGGCACCAUCACACCACCACUGGGAGACUCUGACAUCACAAGCACAUCAGUCAAAUAAGAGUGGGAGCCGUGACUGAGCAAGUCCAAAGAUGAUCCUGUGGGCUGCUUUGCUGAUGUGCCAUUUUGGGUUUGGAGGUGCUGGACCAAACCUGGGAGUGGAAAGGAUAACGGCAUGUGGUACCAAGUGUUCUCAGGGCCUCCAAUGCAAGUCCAAGCCAGCUUAUUUUGUUCCUCCUCCUUGCCGGAAGCCUACUGACGGACUUGACGUGACCGCUGUUUUCCGCAACCUCAGCUUUUCCACUGUCAUGAUGUGCGAGGCGAGCCAGAAAUGUUCCUUGCGCCUUCGGAUCAAAACAACUGCACACCUUGCCAAGUCCAUCCAGGGCUUUUCCAUUUGCUCCGAGACGCCGGGAAAGCCGCAAAAGUGCCGAAGCAUCAGCAUCUCAAAAGUGUCCAGGCGGAAAAUGGCAGGGAUGGAGGUGGAGGUGGAGAACGACUGCAUUGACGUUUCUCCGCGGCAGAAAGUGAGAGUCACCGUCACUACGUUCCCGAGCUACUGUGGGAUAACCCAGACUGGGACUUACGUGGCUCCAGACUGCUCAUGGAAAGAUCUGAGAAGAAACAUUCCAGAAUGCACCACUGGUCGGCUCUGGCACGACGUCGACCUGGAUCGGAAGGAAGUACGCGUCGGGGUCACCGAGGCCCUGCAGGGUCACGACUACCACGUGCGACUCUGCCGGAAGGAUUUCAUCUGCGUCGGCACCGGCGCCAACGCUAUGAUCAAGAAAGAAGAGCCCGACAAGAGCGUGGUUCUGUCUUUCUCCAGACCGUUGCCGUGCCUGUGCAUUGAGGGUUGGCCGGCCGUGAUGGACGCCCCCAGAGUUCAGGUCUGCCCUUUCAAAGACGCCUUGGAGGAGAUGUGGCACGGGAUUCGUUUCGACCCGCUGGAGGAGGCGCUGUCGUGGGAACCUGCCUGUCCGCUUUCGGCUCGGGUGACGCUGUGCCAGAGGCGGGAGGAAGACGGCUGUUCUGAUCAGGAGAGCGUCUGGCGCGAUAUCAGCAGAGAAAUGAUAACAUUUGCAAAAGUGGACCCUCACCCUCAACUGUGCAUGAAGUUCACUGCAGGGAACCAGUCUUGGAUCAGGUGUCCUUUUGUCAAGAGUCUCCAAGUGUGGGACGUGACCUUGGCGCAACAAGGGUCAACUCUGACAUCACGCAUCAACGCCACUUUCUCCAUCGACGCGUGUAGGCCCUCUCAAGACUCGACCGUGUGUCACGCAACUGGGACCGGCGUGACCGUGCAAGUGGGGGAGCGCUCAUCCGUCAGCUUGAACCUGACAGACGUCCACGAUUGUGUUCUUGUGAGGAGGACUGAUGUGAAUUACGCCGCCACCGUCCUUCACUGCCCCACCCAGCACGUCAGUCAAGGGUCAACUCUCGGAACACAAGCCGGCUGGGACGUCGUCUCACUUGGUCUUGGCCUCGCCACGAUCAGCGUGGUCGCCUUGGCGUUUCUUUUGACGAUCGCAGUUGAUCGAAGGAGAAAGGAAACAAAGAUGAAGUGCGUUGGAAAACACAACAAAUUCUACACUUCUGAAUGUGACUUUCUAUGUGAAAAUGAAUAAAAGACAAGAAAAAGGUCAAACUAUUUGCUUUCUUCCACGGAUCCAAACAAGCCAGUGAGCCAGCGUUCCCGGCGUGUAAGUAAACACUCUUUAUGAACUCGUUAAAAUGUCCCAAUGAUAUUUUUUAAGUCCGAGUUCCCGUCAAUCUGUUUUGAACUCUCACUUGUUUCUCAACGUGUGCACGUGUCACUCCACUUGUUGAUAUGUUUGCGUCAUGAGUUGGAUCUUCCCGUUCAAAGUCUGCACGUCAGUCAUGCCAUGUUAUUGUUCUAUAAAAAGUAACAAAGAUAAAUCAGCAUGCACAAGUCCAUUAAAGAAAAGUCAAAAUAACCAACAGUGAUGUAGUAGCAUAAGUGUGCACCCCCUCUUAUAACUAAGAGAAAUGGGAGUCGGGACCCACCUGCCUCCUUGUGAAUUGUCUCAGAACAGGGGUGUGUAGACUUUUUAUAUCAAAUAAAUACUGAGAAUACAACUGUACUUCAAAUGAGAGAAUAUGCGGCCUGCACACUUGGGAUUACUUAGAAACGUUGUCGUUCCUGCUGCUCUCGGACUCAACAGAAACAAGGUAGGUCUUUUGUAACCCGUAAUAAAUGUCAAAAGAGUUUCCGUAAAA